This is a messenger RNA of Toxorhynchites rutilus septentrionalis, 4967 nucleotides long. RefSeq names its product cationic amino acid transporter 2. Gene Ontology annotation, cellular component: plasma membrane. The record is from RefSeq and is a predicted model, not a curated record. Gene Ontology annotation, molecular function: amino acid transmembrane transporter activity. Lineage: Eukaryota; Metazoa; Arthropoda; Insecta; Diptera; Culicidae. The coding region runs from base 656 to 4126 and encodes 1156 amino acids. The transcript is spliced from 8 exons. Gene Ontology annotation, biological process: transmembrane transport; amino acid transport.
UGUGUUAUUUCUAUUUAUUCUUUUUCCUCCGAGAGGAGAGCCAAUCGCGCACCGCCGAAGGCUUUUGUUCGCGCAUGAGAUUGCAUUGGGCCGAAGGCAGAUAGUAACUUUUUGAUUCGCGAAUCGGGAGAAGUUUUAAUUGCGGUUAGACAUUCGAGCGGCUCGGUCGUGUUUUUUUGAGACUUGUUUCACUCGACAGGUGAAAAUGAUUAUAGUGAUUGGCGGCAGAAGAAAGAAGAGUGCCAUUGUGCGUGUGAAUCAAAAGCAAUAUCAGUGAAAUUAUCGGCAAAACGAAAUUAUUCAAUCUGGUUCUUACCAGUUGACGCGAGAAGAAAGUGAAAAGAGAUUUGGAUAUAAAUUAAGCAGUGUUAUUCUCGGUUGAUUGUAGUGAAUCAAAAGCCAAGGAAGUUGUCAAAAUACUCGCGGGAUCUGCAGGAUUGUUUUCGAAUUUACACUCCAGAGGUACCAGUGUUGAUGAUAGCAAAACUAGCAAAGUCACUCGCCAGUCACUGACCAACGCGAAAGGCCACUUCGCUUAUCGGCCGCCGGUAAACCACCAGCCACCAGUAUUAGUCAUUGUAGAGGCGCGGAAAAAAGUGCCCGCGGGCAGCACUAGCGCGGCCCCACCCACACCCACCAUCACACCAACAGCAACAUGUCUCCACCGUCAUGCUGGAAAAUACUAACACGCAGGAAGACGCUCUGUUUGGACAAUGAAAACUCGGAAAGCGACAAACUGGGACGAAUACUGAACACCUACGAUCUAACCGCACUUGGGGUAGGCGCCACGCUCGGUGUGGGCGUGUACGUACUGGCGGGACAUGUCUCUAAGGAUCAGGCCGGGCCAUCGGUUGUCUUGUCGUUCCUGAUAGCGGCCACUGCCUCCUUCCUAGCUGGCCUCUGUUACGCGGAAUUCGGAGCCCGCGUGCCGAAGUCGGGUUCAGCCUACGUCUACAGCUACGUGUGCAUCGGUGAGUUCAUGGCCUUCAUCAUCGGCUGGAAUCUGAUGCUCGAGUACAUCAUCGGAUCGGCCAGCGUGUCCCGCGGGCUAAGCUUGUACAUAGACACCCUCGCAAACGACACGCUGAAGAUACACUUCCGGGAGAUCGCUCCGAUGGAAUGGGACUUCAUGUCGAGCUAUUUCGAUUUCUUCGCCUUCUCGAUGGCGAUUUUGCUUGGAAUCGCACUCGCAUUCGGUCUGAAGAAAUCGACAAUGGUCAACAACUUCUUCACGGUACUGAACAUCGGAAUCGUUCUGUUUGUGAUUGUCGCCGGAGCGAUAAACGCCGACAUUUCUAACUGGAGCAUAGAUCCGGCCAACGUAUCCACGAUAUACAACGUGGGAGAGGGAGGUUUCUUUCCGUUCGGAUUCGAAGGAACACUCCGAGGGGCAGCCACGUGCUUCUUCGGGUUUGUUGGUUUCGACUGUAUUGCCACCACCGGCGAGGAGGUGCGAAAUCCGCGGAAGGCAAUCCCGAGGGCGAUCCUGUUCUCGCUGUGUAUAAUUUUUCUGGCGUAUUUCGGAGUGUCAACAGUGCUGACGCUGAUGUGGCCCUACUACAAACAGGACGUCAACGCUCCGCUGCCAUUUGUUUUCAACGAAAUCGGAUGGUCGUUCGCCAAAUGGACGGUUGCUAUCGGGGGGAUUAUCGGACUGGUGGCCAGCUUGUUUGGCGCGAUGUUUCCCCAGCCACGAAUUAUCUACGCGAUGGCCCAGGAUGGGUUAAUUUUUCAUGCCCUCGGGGAAGUCAGCCCUCGGUUUAAGACACCGGUUUUCGGAACGCUAUGCGCCGCUUUGUUAACUGGGACGAUGGCUGGGAUUUUUGAUCUGAAAGCUCUGGUCAAUAUGCUGUCGAUUGGCACACUGAUGGCCUACACGGUGGUGGCGAUCUCAAUUCUCAUUCUAAGGUUUUCGGAAGAAUCCAUACACAACUCAAUACCAUCCACGAGUAAACAAGUGUAUGAAUCCUCCAAUCUGCUGAAGUCGGGGAAUCGAAUGACCGGCUCGGCUUUCAUGAAGCAGUUGUUCAACGUGUCCUGUGUGAGGAUACCUUCUCCUAUUUCCACUGGCGUAGUGGGAACUCUUGUGACGCUGUAUUGUCUCCUCGCGUUGACUCUUUCCCUGACAAUCUACUACGCCAAGCAGGCAUUGUAUGACCUGGAACCCUGGGCCCUGGCGCUGGGUGGAUCCUUGCUGGCUCUGCUUCUGCUAUCGCUACUGCUGAUGUCGAUUCAGCCUCGUGAAACGGCGGACGCACCGUUCAAGGUUCCCUGGGUGCCGCUGGUGCCUGCCAUCAGUAUUUUCGUCAACAUCUAUCUGAUGCUGAUGCUGGAUGUGUACACAUGGAUCCGCUUUGGCAUCUGGAUGGCAAUCGGUUUUCCACUGUAUUUAGCAUGUGUCUGUUUCGGUAGUAGAAAUAUGAAAAGCGAAAGCAAGCAAACGCUUAGCGUACAGUCGUGUACAAACGAGGACUCCAGCAGCUCGGAAGGGAUCGAGAAUUGUGGAUUCGAACACAGUGAAGAACCGCCGCAGGUCAUUUCCAAUGGGUUCUACUCGAAAAAUCUGAACAACGUUCUCAACGGAGGGAAUGAGAAGCAGUUGAAGCUUAUUCCGAUCGCGGAAUGUGGGGAAGAAAAAGAUUGCAAAGAAGACGAUACCGUUCAAACUAGGGCCAGGUCGAGAACUCCUUCGCCGAAGAAUAGUGUGGAUGAAAUUGUAGCAGUUUCCGAACUCUCAGAUCUGGUUACUGAGAAGAUCGAACCGAACGGGAAGGCUUAUUUCGUGGAAGACGUAAACGAAAAGGAAUCGGAACGAUCGAACGAGGAGACAAGUAAAGCGAUUGCCCUACUGGACGACAUUCUUAAUGAUGAAGAAUGCACUAUGCAAAGCACGUUCCCAUCGCUAGACGAUGAGUCUCUGGCCAGUCCGGUAUUUCACGAGCAGUCAGUCGUGGCAGACAUCCACCGGGAGAACGAAAUUUCUAUGCCGAUUAUCGAGUUUUGCGGCGAUGUUCAUUCGGAACAGCAGAUGCCAAACGAAGUGAACGCAAGGGAAGGCUCAGAAGAAAAUCUAGGAGAUGAAGAGCCCCCACCAAUACCCUCUCGGGCAGCAUUUGUACUGGGAAAAGACGAAAACAACAACGUGGGUCCUGACGAUGAAGAUAUGCACUACAAUCGGUUGGAUAGUCAAAAGCAAAAACAAUUUAUGUCCAGGUUGAGUACACUACUUGAAAACCCCCAAAAAUACAAGAAAAAAGCCCCGAAAAACUCUGACGAUGCCAACAGCGUGAGUCCAAAGCUACAAAAAAGUAUCAGCGAGCCGAAUUUUGUGCUAUAUUUAGAAAAUUCAUCGAACCAUGAAAGUGAUACUGAUAAUGGUUCUCCUCGGCGAGUUGUACCGCCAGCACCUAGAUUCGACGAGGCUCUGUUCAACACUGUUAGAGCAUCCAGCGCCCUGGAGCAUAUCACUUCCCCUACAAAUGAGCCUGCCUUUAGAUAUACAUCUUCUGGGCCACCUAGUCUAGUUCCUGAACCACCAAAGUUCGACCCUGUGCUCUACAACACAUUGGGAAAAGAUAAGUCCCAACGAGCCAGUAUUCUUUCACGCCCGACGACUCCAAAUGUGUCCGGUUACCACGAGGUGAGUCUGAACAAACUAAAUCCGCCAUCAAAUACCGAACCCGCUGAGACCAAGAGUAUAGAUGCAAGCGAAACACCACCACCACGUGCGGAGUUCAAAUCCAAGCUAGAGGAGAUACUGCUGCGGGGUCCAACGGCCAAAAUUCGACCCAAAACUCUACCCGCGUUCCCUGUCGACCGGCAACUUUCGACUGCUUCGUCUCCCAUUCCCAGUGCGAUCAUUCCCUCAGAACAUGAUGAAUCCGCUAACACCGAUACUGUCACUGAGAGCAAUCAUUCCAAGAAGAGCUCUCGGGAUCCGAUAAAACCAUUCGAUACCACGAAGAAAAAGCAAAAACUUCUCUUCGACGAUGUACUGAAGGAAAUCAGCCCAGACACCCGGCCCAGCAGUAUACGGAACUCCCUCGAGCACCGGAUGUCCUUUUCCGAGUUCAAAAACGGACUGAAGAAGACGGUUCCACCAAAGCAGUUCCUCCCGAAUGCGUGAUCAAACGAGAAAGUGUAGUGGGUGUGUUUGCGAUUGCGUGUGUAGAAAGAAAUUCCGAUCAGUCAGUUGCUCAACCUUUCGAUAUUAAAUAAAACUCGGAUAAUACCAGGAAAAUUCUUGCUGCCGUCUGCGUUGUCGUUUUCGCACAAAAAUGUGAAACAUCUAUCAAUCGGUUGUGUUUGUUGAAAUUUUGAAUAUCUCACGAAGGUAAAUUACAUUUUAACAUAAAUAACUUAUGAAAACAAAAGCGUCUGUAAAUAUACAUAUUAACUAGUGCAUGUUUUUAUAUAAUUUUGAAAAAAAAUCCGCAUGUUCAAGGAAGUCUACCAACCAAUCGACAUUUGAAAAUUAUCACUUUAUAUUUGUCAUUAUCCCUUAGUAGCUUUAUCGACACCAUAUUUAAAGCUUCUGAAAAGUUUAGAUCGUUUAGAAAUGGGACACCCACAAUCUUUCGAAUGUCUUUCGGACAUGGUUCCUUUCAAAAUUAAAAUUGACUAUACGAAGUUUGAUGUUCCUCCGUCGCACGAGAGCUGGCUGUAUUUGUCUGAUCCGUUUCAACUAGAAACUAUGUUAGUACAACGUCUUUUCGACUUCUAUGCAUCCUCUUCUGUAGUUUGUAGAAUAGUGUAUCAUCACGGAAGGUUAGUAUCAUAUUGGUAACUACAUAAAGUCUCAUAGUAUCGAUAAUACCCUCUUAACGACAUACUUGAUUGCAUGACAACAACAUAAAGAUCCAUAAACAGCUCUCCACUAACGCACAAUUGCAUGAAACCGCCGAAUUAACGAUUUUAUCGAAUUGAACUCUUCUGUGUCGAACAACUAAACACCUUCCGCACAAAAA